AUGAAUGAACUUUUGUAUGUUGUUGUUGUUGUUGCAUGUGUGUCUUGGAUCAGAAGGGAAGAUUACCAUUUGCUGACAGUUGGCUUGACAACCUACAGCAGCGAUGAACGAUUUUUAGUAGAACACGCAAGACAUCUUCAAAGCUGGGGAUUACAGAUUAAGUUUGUCACUCCAAAUGAUGCUGGAAUUUACGAGUGUCAAGUUUCAACUCAUCCUCCAACAAGUAUUUUUGUCAAGCUUAAAGUUAUAGAAGCGAGCGCGGAAAUAACCGGAGCUCCGGAUUUAUAUAUAAAAAGUGGGAGCACAUUGAGAAUCGUUUGCUCUUUAAAACAAAACACGGAGACGCCGGUUUAUGUUUUCUGGUAUCACAAUGAUAGAAUGAUUAACUACGACAAGGAAAGAGUUUCUGUUUCCAAUGAUAAAUCAAUAAGCGUUUUACAAAUCUACGAAGCAGAUAAGACUGAUUCAGGAAAUUAUUCUUGUGUUCCUUCAAAUGCAAAACAAGCCAACGUUAACGUACACGUAUUAAACGGUGAAAAACCAGCUGCGAUGCAACAUGGCGGACGAAACAAUUGUUCUCUUAUAACCGGUCAUUUAUUUUUAAUUUGCUGGUGUUGUUGUCUUCUACCGAUUAUCAUGCCAAUAACGUAUUACGAACAAGAAAGAGAAUUUAUACAAAUAUUAUUAAACGAUUUUAAUUAUAAUCGAAAAAUGAUUUUUUAUCGUUUUUUCGGUUAUACCAGGUGA
Molecule: messenger RNA, 747 nt
Organism: Pediculus humanus corporis (human body louse)
Lineage: Eukaryota; Metazoa; Arthropoda; Insecta; Psocodea; Pediculidae
Product: transmembrane and immunoglobulin domain-containing protein precursor, putative
Exons: 4
Coding region: 1-747 (248 amino acids)
Biological process (GO): synapse organization
Cellular component (GO): neuron projection membrane
Source: RefSeq, a predicted model, not a curated record